UCUUAAGUUGCCUUACCCCUGGAACUCAAAAUUCCCACACUGUUUCAACACCAUUAAAGAGAAGAAAAUGUCAGGAGCGGCCUCCACUUUGGCCAAGAGGCAUGCCAUCAAGUACUUGGACCAAGAUUUCGAAGCUCUGAGGAGGCAAUGUCUGAGCAGUGGACAACUCUUUUCUGACCCCGAAUUCCCAGCUGCCCCCAAGUCCCUGGGAUUUGAGGAACUUGGACCAAACUCUCCCAAAGCCAGAGGAGUGCAAUGGAAAAGACCAGGAGAGCUGUGCUCAGAACCCAAGUUCAUCACUGGUGGGGCCACGAGGACCGACAUCUGCCAAGGAGACCUGGGGGACUGCUGGCUGAUGGCUGCCAUCGCCUCUCUGACUCUGAACCAAGACAUUUUGGCACGAGUGAUUCAUCCUGAGCAGAGCUUCACGAAGGGCUACGCUGGAAUCUUUCACUUUCAGCUGUGGCAGUAUGGGCAGUGGGUGGACGUUGUAAUCGAUGACAAACUGCCCACCAAAGACGGAGAGCUGUUGUUCGUUCACUCGGCCGAAAGAAGUGAGUUCUGGAGCGCGCUGCUGGAGAAGGCCUAUGCAAAAGUGAAUGGAAGCUAUGAGGCUCUGAAAGGAGGAAGUGCUACUGAAGGCUUCGAGGACUUCACUGGAGGCAUUGGGGAACGUUACCAGCUCAGCAAAGCUCCUUCGAACCUGUUUAAUAUCAUGAAGCAGUCUCUGAGCCGCGGCUCUCUGCUGAGCACAGCUAUAUCCGGCACUGCAUAUGAAAAAGAGUCUGUGACCGAAGAACAGCUGGUCAAGAGACACGCCUACUCCAUCGUAGGGGCAGAGGAGGUACAUGUGGGUGGACGUCUGGUGCAGCUGGUGCGCCUCAGGAACCCCUGGGGUCACAAGGAGUGGAAAGGGGCUUGGAGUGAUAAAUCCAAGGAGUGGGAUCAGGUCGCGCCACAUGUCAAGGCCAAACUCAAUCACUGUGCGGAUGAUGGAGAGUUCUGGAUGGCGUAUUCAGACUUCAGGGAGAGGUACUCAAAGGUGGAGAUCUGUAACCUGAUUCCAGAAACUCCAAGCAGCAGUCACGUGGGCAAAUGGGACCGCUGGGAAUUUGAGGCUACAUUCAGAUCUAACCGGCAGUUUUUCAUAAAGCUGGACAGCCAGAAAGAUUGGAAAAGCUGCUCGGUUCUUGUGGGUCUGAUGCAGAAAGACGUUCGCAAGCAGAAACAGAUUGGACAUGACUUCAGCAACAUCUGCUUUGCUGUCUAUCCGGUCCCAAAAGAGUAUAAAGACCGCAAGAGCAUCCACUUAAGCCCUGAGGUGCUGUCCCGCACGAAGGCCGUCUUUAAAUCUGAACACCACCAGAUGCGUGAGGUGUGCCAGCGCUUUGAGCUGUCGCCUGGAGAGUACGUCAUUAUCCCCACCACCAAUCAGCCGAACCAGGAGGGCAGAUUCCUGCUGAGGGUGUUUUAUGAGAAAUAGGCCUACUUCAGCUCCAGUCCAGUUGUGCUAUAAUACAAUAGAAAGAAAUAGGAAAGCAGUCAACAGAAAUACAUCAUGAACCGUAUAAAGCUCCAAUGUCCUUUCUUGAGAAGUAAUAUAUUGUUCCAUUUGUCGUUGUGAAAGUUAGGAGAUUGUUAUGUUUCUAUCAAAAUAAUAGCCCGACCAUCCCACAAUAAAGUCAUUGGUGGUCCAUUAGAAGUUUGAACUGUUUCAAAUAUAAGGAAAUAUAACAUGAAAAUCAAUGUAGCCCAUUGAAUUUUACUCAUAUAAUCACGCGAUGUAUUAAACAGCCCUCGGUUUUUCAGUUUGUAGCCAUUUAUCCAUAAUGCAUGAAUUCCAUAUGAUUAAAAACUAAAAAUGUUUUCCACUGCAAAUAUAAACAUAUGUAGUUAGCUAUGUAGGCUACACUGGUCAUGCAUUUUACCAGAUCCAUCACUGGGCUCAACCUAAAUAUGUAGGUAUUUUUCAUGUUUUAUUUUUGCAAAUAGUUUGUUAAAUAUAAAUAAAUUUUAAAAAUGACUGCCAAUGACCCUCUAGGCGUACUGCCCACUGGUGGGCCAUGACCCAGAGAUUGAAAACCACUAAUAUAGGAAUGUACCUGAAAAAUGAUAAAGAACAAAGAAACAGUUGCAUAUAAACUGAUAAAUAUGGUCCUAAACGUUUUAUAAAAAACAUUUCCUAGCAAUUUUUAAAUUUUGAGACCAAAUAAUUAUCCUCUUGAACUGGGUUUCUUAAAAGGAAAAUGAAUUGUUUCAUCCUGUUUUAAUGUGAAUUUUUUAUGUUAUGUGUGCUCAACGCUUUUAAUAUGUGA
Colossoma macropomum (tambaqui) is the source of this 2315-nucleotide messenger RNA. RefSeq names its product calpain-2 catalytic subunit-like. Gene Ontology annotation, molecular function: calcium-dependent cysteine-type endopeptidase activity. The transcript is spliced from 12 exons. The record is from RefSeq and is a predicted model, not a curated record. Lineage: Eukaryota; Metazoa; Chordata; Actinopteri; Characiformes; Serrasalmidae. Bases 68 to 1483 code for a protein of 471 amino acids. Gene Ontology annotation, cellular component: cytoplasm. Gene Ontology annotation, biological process: proteolysis.